AUGGAUGCUAUUUCAGAUAAUGUAUUCAAUGAUCUUGACACCGUGGAGACUGUGUCUGAUGACCCAUCGCUUCUUACGGUAAUUUUAGACAUUUCUCCGGGAUCCUGGUUCCAACUCCGAGAUCAGAUAUCAAUAGUUGAAGUGACUAAAUCAUUACUAGUAUUUCUUAAUGCCCAUUUAUCGUUAAACAAUUCCAACCAAGUGGCAUUCAUUGUUAGUUCACCCGUCGGAUCCAAGUUUCUUUAUCCAAGUCCAGUUCACGGAACCGAGGAACAAAGGAAUAAACCUACGUUGAUUACCAUGAACAUGUAUAGACAAUUUCGAGUGGUUGAUGAAGCCGUAUUACAAGAUUUAAAUACUGAAUUGGAACAGAUAAGGAAUAAUAAGAAAAGUUAUUCUGCCGUAUCAACAUUGGCAGGAGCUUUAAGUAUGGCUUUAACUUAUACUCAUCGUAUGCUUACUUUGGACCAAUCGAUUCGAACCACAACCCAAUCAGCAAUAAAUAAUACCACUAAUAGUCAGCAUCAUCAUAAUAGUGGAGGCACAGGAAAUUCGAAUGGGUCCGGUCAUUCGAGUCAAUUAUCAUCUACCAACGUUAAAUCUAGAAUUCUUGUGGUAUCUGCUGAUGAUACUGAUGAUCUUAAAUAUAUACCAAUAAUGAAUUCCAUCUUUGCUGCUCAAAAGAUUAAAACUAGCAUAGAUGUGGCUAAAUUAGGAGCAAAGAAUUCUUCUUAUUUACAACAAGCAUCAGAUGCCACCAAUGGAGUUUAUCUAAAGAUAGAAGACCCAAAGGGGUUAAUACAAGUGUUAAGUAGUGCAUUUUUCAUUGAACCUUCAGUGAGACCAUUAUUCAUUCUUCCAACCAACUCAAACGUUAAUUAUAGAGCUUCUUGUUUUGUUACGGGAAAAUCUGUUGAUUUAGGUUAUGUUUGUUCGAUAUGUCUAUGUAUUAUGAGUUUAAUACCAACCGAUGGGAAAUGUCCUACGUGCGACUCGAACUUCGAUGCUAGAAUCAUUGCCCAACUAAAACGUGCUCCUGCCGUUGUACCAAAGAAGAGACGUAAAGUUGUUAGUACGGCGCCUCCAAUCACUCCAUAA
Molecule: messenger RNA, 1098 nt
Organism: Lizanozyma spartinae
Lineage: Eukaryota; Fungi; Ascomycota; Pichiomycetes; Serinales; Debaryomycetaceae
Gene: TFB4
Product: TFIIH/NER complex subunit
Exons: 2
Coding region: 1-1098 (365 amino acids)
Biological process (GO): nucleotide-excision repair; regulation of DNA-templated transcription
Cellular component (GO): transcription factor TFIIH holo complex; transcription factor TFIIH core complex
Source: RefSeq, a predicted model, not a curated record